This is a messenger RNA of Aspergillus welwitschiae, 833 nucleotides long. RefSeq lists its product as uncharacterized. The record is from RefSeq and is a predicted model, not a curated record. The transcript is spliced from 3 exons. NCBI's taxonomy places the organism in Eukaryota, Fungi, Ascomycota, Eurotiomycetes, Eurotiales, Aspergillaceae. The coding region runs from base 91 to 663 and encodes 190 amino acids.
CUCGCAGGCAUUUAAAUUUCUCCAGCUAGUUUCUCCUUCAGCACGGUACAUACGCAGUUGUUUCUUUACGAGUUCUGUUGUCAUCGGGAAAUGCCAAAGUCAGAACCGCGGGCGGGCAUCCGCGCAAAUACCCGGAAGAUCGAGAGUCGCAGUACCGCUUCCGACCCACGAUCCAUCCAAAGACUGGAGCCCGUAAUGCGUUCUCCCCAGCAGCCUCUGCGGUCCCGUCGACGCCCAUCCACGGUACCUGGCUCUGGUUCACGAGACCCUCCUUCUGCCCCAUCGUUGGAGAACCACGAGGCAUGUUUGGCUACCGUCGAAACCCUGGAGCAGGAAUUUGAAGCGUUGGAGAGGGACAAGAAGACCCUGUCGGAGCGCCUUCGAGUCGUCGGGAGUAAGAAGCAGAAGCUGCUUUCCGAGCGACAAAAUACUCAACAAUUGGUGCUUGAAAUGCAGCAUACCGUCACGAAUUGGCACCAGCGGCUUUGGAGCCCUGCUGGUUUACCGGAAAAUGCGGACCCUGCCGCCUUGAGAACUGCUCUACCGGCAACGACAGUGGCGCCGGAUAUGUGGACUAUACAGGAGGACGGAGGGGUUUCAUUUGACAACAACCAUGACAUUGCACCCGGCUCUGAUGACUUUACGCAGCUUCUUCAAUUCUAAUUUCUCUGCCGUAGUAAUCGAUAUUCUUUCUGGGGCGAAUGCGCACACGUAUACCGAUCAAUGAUGGCGGUGCCUAUCGUGGCAAGCAAUGCAUAUUGACGCUCGCUGGAAGCGGCUUAGGAACGUCUGAUGUAUAAAAUUGCCUCCUGGGUGUGCAGAUGGACUGGGUG